Messenger RNA from Neoarius graeffei (lesser salmon catfish), 1956 nucleotides. RefSeq names its product zinc finger FYVE domain-containing protein 1-like. Gene Ontology annotation, molecular function: metal ion binding. The transcript has 11 exons. Lineage: Eukaryota; Metazoa; Chordata; Actinopteri; Siluriformes; Ariidae. The coding region runs from base 1 to 1956 and encodes 651 amino acids. The record is from RefSeq and is a predicted model, not a curated record.
AUGUCGGAGAUGUUACUGAAGGAGAUGGAAGAAGUGUCUCUUGGUCAGUUGAAGGAAGAAGAGAAGGAGAGCGGAAGGAGUUUUCUCCUUAUCGAUGAAAAUGAAACCCUGCAGGUGGAAAAGGAAAACCACUUCCUGAGGAAACUGGGCUGCAGCGCAGCAGAAGGAGUCAAGGUGCUCUCAAUCUUCGGCAACACGGGCGACGGCAAAUCGCACACGCUGAACCACGUGCUGUUUGACGGCGAGGAAGUGUUCGCGACCUCUCCCUCUCCGGCUUCGUGUACCGUUGGAGUGUGGGCUGCGCACGAGCCUCGUCUGGGCCUGAUCGUGCUGGACACAGAGGGUCUGCUCGGCGCCUCCACAAACCAGAACCAGAGAAUGCGCCUGCUGUUAAAAGUCCUGGCUGUGUCCGACGUGGCCGUGUACCACACGCGGGCUGAGCGUCUGCACAAUGACAUGUUCCAUUUCUUAGGCAGCGCUUCAGCCGCGUACCUGAAGUACUUCACGCCUCAGCUGCGUGCUCUGUCCAACCGCUGUGGGCUCGACGUGUCGCUCUCUAACCUCGGGCCGGCGGUGGUGGUGUUCCAGGAGACCUCGCACACUCAGCUGCUGGGUCACGACACCACAGUGCCGGCGGAUAUCCUGCUUCAGAAACGUUUCCAUGACCUGAGCCUGAGCACAGAAGCCUUCAGCUCCGUGCAGUAUGUCGGCACGCAGACCAUCACACCUCCAACGGACUUCUCUCAGCUCAGGGACACCAUCACUAAGCAGGUGAAGAGCACGGCAUCACGAGCCCCACGCCAGCCAGACAUCGUCUUCAGCGCCCUGCAGGCCUUGAGUGAUCGGUUCCGCGGAGAAAUCUCUGAUGACAAAAUUAGCAUGUACUCCUUCUUUCCUGACGAGGAUUUCACCUGCCCUUCUGUCUGCCUCAGCUGCAACAUUCGUUGUAAGAAUGGCAUGAACCACCAGAAGGACCGAAUGCCACAUAUGGCGGAUGGAUUGUGCCAGUACACUCAUCAGUACAACAACAAGGUUCUUAUAUGCAAGAAAUGCUAUGAAGGUGGAAGGGAAGUGAUUGUCGUGCCCAAGACCUCCGCCUCCUCUGAUAACCCGUGGUUUGGUCUGGCGAAGUACGCCUGGUCCGGGUACGUGCUGGAGUGUCCGUACUGUGGCAUCAUCUACCGGAGCAGGCAGUACUGGGUGGGGAAUCAGGACCCCGAGAGCACUGUGGUGCGCAGUGAAGUCAAGCACGUCUGGCAGGGGUCGGAAGCUUUCCAGACAGACCACCAGAACGCGGCCCAGCGGGUGUUAGACGGAGUAAACUAUGUCCUCCAGUCUGUCUCCGAGUACAGCUCCGGUCCCACCAAAGCAGUCACAGCCUGGAUCACAGAUCAGGUGGCUCCGCCCUAUUGGAGGCCGGAUGCCGAAAUUACAGAAUGCCACGGCUGUAAGCGGGUGUUCGAGGAGGCCGAGAGGAAGCACCACUGUCGUGCUUGCGGUGAGGGUUUCUGUCAGGCCUGCUCCACCCGCAGCAUGCCUGUGCCGGAGAGGGGCUGGGGCAGGAACCCGGUGCGAGUUUGCGACGCCUGCCAUCAGCAAGGAGGAGCUCCACAAACCAUCCAGGUGGCACAGACGGAGCCCAAGGCACUUGUGGCGCGCAGGGUGACGGAGAUGGCGCAGUCGACGCUGGAUAUGGUCUCGAAUGCGGUCGACUACCCUCUCUGUUUCGUAAAGGGAGUGGCGCGACCUGACUACUGGGUACCAGACCAUGAGAUCACUCAGUGCCAUCAGUGUGCCAAGGCGUUCAGCUCGAGCGUGCCCAAGCACCACUGCCGUGCAUGCGGUCAGGGGGUGUGUGCUGGCUGCUCGGCUCAAUGCCGCCCCGUGCCGUCUCGUGGCUGGGAUCAUCCGGUGAGGGUGUGUGAUGCCUGUGCCACCCAGUUAGACUCCCAGUGA